UCCGAUAUCCCCAUUCAUUCUUCUUGCAAUGCAAGUCAAACUAUGCAAAUCAAAAGAGGAUUAUUUGAUUCAAAAAGACUUGCUCGUGAAGCAGCUGAUCAUAUCUUAUUGAGCGGUAAUACAUCCGAUUUAUUCCAAACGUACUUUGGUGCACAAGCUGAUCCUGCCGUUCCAUUGGGCAUUUAUGAACGUAUCUUGGAAGGUGAUAAAACUGGAACACUUUUACGUUGUGAUGAUCCCGAUCAAAAUUGUGCAACACAAGAUGGCUGGAAUGGACAUUGGCGUGGAAACAACGCAACGGAAGAAACUGUGAUUUGUAAUCUUUCCUUCCAAUCUCGCCUUGGUUUAGAAAGAGCAUGUGAAAAUGGAUUCAAGCUUGGACGCGAUAAUGUGAAUGUGUAUUGGGGUGCAGACCUAUUGCAUAGGAUGAUGCAUUUACCCAAGGUUACAAAUGGUUAUAUUACACAUGUUGCCGACACACAUGAAGAUAUGAUGAAGAUUGCAAUCGAACAACCAGAUCAAUCCGUGAAAAAUCAACAUUCUAUUCAAGAAUUCGCAUUUGAUGUUUGGACGCGCAAGUAUAUCAGUGCAGAAGGAUCAGCAGGAGCAACAGCCACAGAAUCAGCUUCAGCUUCAGCAGCUGCUACAAGUACUGCUGCCGUACAAGAUUGUCACACCCAUGCUGAUGGAAGUGUCCAUUGU
Messenger RNA from Meira miltonrushii, 702 nucleotides. Its product is annotated as zincin. The transcript is spliced from 2 exons. NCBI's taxonomy places the organism in Eukaryota, Fungi, Basidiomycota, Exobasidiomycetes, Exobasidiales, Brachybasidiaceae. Gene Ontology annotation, molecular function: metallopeptidase activity; integrin binding; zinc ion binding. The annotation marks the transcript as partial. Gene Ontology annotation, cellular component: extracellular region; fungal-type cell wall; cell surface. The record is from RefSeq and is a predicted model, not a curated record.